Molecule: messenger RNA, 2604 nt
Organism: Calliphora vicina (urban bluebottle blowfly)
Lineage: Eukaryota; Metazoa; Arthropoda; Insecta; Diptera; Calliphoridae
Product: zinc finger protein 572-like
Exons: 2
Coding region: 208-2163 (651 amino acids)
Molecular function (GO): DNA-binding transcription factor activity, RNA polymerase II-specific; RNA polymerase II cis-regulatory region sequence-specific DNA binding
Source: RefSeq, a predicted model, not a curated record
AGCUGGCUCGCUCUCACACACACGCAACCAUACUACCGUUUGACAGCUGUUAAUAAACCAAAAUUUUUCGUAUCUAUCGAGUGCAAGUGAAGAAAAUUUCAAUCAAAUAUAAAAUUUUUCAUUUCAUUAAUUAUGAAAAUUAAUUAAUGGUAAACUAAAAAGGCAAAAAAAAAAAGUGAAUUUAAUUGUGAGUUUUUCUUAGAAAAGAUGUCGGAAAUUGUAAUAAAGACGGAAAAAGAUGAGGAACUUGAAGAUGUGAAACCAGUGCUAGUAAUAAAAGAAGGCGGCGGUGGUGGUGUUAGUGGUUCUGCUGGUGAUGGCGGUGGUGUUAGUGCUAGUUCUAGUGUUGUUGCAAAUGUGGGCCCAAAAGCAAUUGCUAUAGAAAAAACCCAAGCGGCCCUAAAAGUGGCAAACGAAGCCAAGCAAUUAAAUCUCAGAUUAAGGGAACAACAGCCACAGAGGCAGCAGCAGCAGCAGCAACCACACAGCACAAAUCAAAUUGGCAAAAGAGCCAGUAGUACUGCGCUGGAACAUUUGCAGGCAGAUAAAAAUGACACCACCAAUUUACCCUACAAAGUGGGCAAUAAACGUUAUCGGGUACAAACACCCGUACGUUAUGCAAAACAAAUAAAUACCCCUACGCCGCCGCCUCUGUUACGACCACCACCACCACUAGCUGCCCCUACUGAUCCUUCGAAAUGCGGUGAAAUAUUUGUUACUAACAAUGCCAGAAAAUGGACUUUUGUUUGCACUUUUUGCCAAAAGACCACCCGGGAUAUAGGAGAAUUUGUGUGCCACAUUAAAUAUAAACACAUGACGGACCAAUACCAGGAAGAUGAGGACUAUGAAGGCGAAGAUAUUGCAACACAACAACAAGAGGAGCUAAAUGAUGAGUUUACCAGCCGCCAGGAUGAUAACUACACUAAUCACGAUCAAGAUUAUUUCGAUUGUACCAACUAUUUGGAUGUAAAUGUACACACUGAGGCCGAUGAACUGUCUACUAAUAAUGGCGUAAAGGCAAAAGCAAAUGCAAAAUCUUUGCGCCCAUCGACUACAAAACCAGACAACCAAAGUUGGCCAAUGCAGAAAAGUAAAUAUGUGGUAGAUUUAUUGGAUGAUGAUGAUGAUGACCAGGAUAAUGCUACAGAAGCCCAUGAUGACUCGUACCAGAAAACAGAGCUGUUUGAUUAUGAAAUGGAGGAGGAUGAGGAUGGUGUGGAGAUAGUAGACGAUGACAACGAUGAAUUGGAGGCCAUGGAAGAUGAUAAAUUACUAUUUCUAAGAUCAAGCUCUAUAGAAGAUGCCGCAGGAGAUGUUGGUGGUGGUGGUGGCAAGAGUGGCAGCAAGAAAUAUCGCUCACAUGUUAGGGGUAAGGCCUAUUGUAAUUUAUGCGACAAAACGUUUCAAUACUAUUCGCUCUAUCGCAAUCACAUGAUUAAACAUUCCAAUGUAACGCCCUACAAAUGUCAGUACUGCAGCAAAGCCUUCAAAUCCAAACAGGCCAUACGCUAUCACAUGAAUACCCAUACCAAGGAGGUGCAAUACACAUGUCCACUCUGUCCCAUGACCUAUGGUACGGAAAAUCAAUUUAUUACCCAUGUCCUAAAUCACGAAAGUGACACUUGUUUUCCCUGCAUGGUGUGUGCGAAAAUCCUAAAGAGCGAUCAAGCUCGCGACGAACAUUUGUCCACACAUUCGGAAGAGCGUCCGUUUGGUUGUGGCUUCUGCAACAAACGUUUUCGUCAAAAGCAUCAUCUAUCGAAUCAUUUGAAAUUGCAUUGUCACUAUCGCUGUGAUUUCUGCAAAGAGGAAUUCUCCUCAACACAAACCCAACGGCGUCCCUAUGCUUGUCCCCUGUGCGAAGAGUAUCCCGAGGUCAGAAUACAGGUGGAGAAACAACGUUCGAAAACGUUAAACAAUAGCGAUGUUAAUCCAUUGGAAAUAACAUAUGAAAAACAAGAUCCUGCCGACACAACGGAAUGUGUGGAUUUGGCAACGGAUGAAGAGGACGUUGAGAGCGAGACCAGCACCAGUCUGUUGGUGGGAGCAAAUGGUCAAAAGCGUAUCACAUGCCAAUAUUGUCCACGCUCCUAUAAACAAAACAGUGCUCUUAAUUAUCAUAUGAGACAAAAGCAUCCCCAUAUUAUUAGAGAAAUGAAGUAAAGUAAGAGAAUUUUUUGCUUAAAAUGAAACAUUAAGUGGCUAGAAAUUGGAAUUUAUAAGUGCUUUAACAACAAAAGAUAAACAAAGGUGGCGGAAGAUAGUGUUAGCCUAAAGGUUUAUUUGAGUAUAAAUUUAAAUUUCUAGAACAAAUUUGCUAAGAAAUGUCAAGGUAAGCGGCUUAUUUAAAAAAAACAAAACGUUUUGAUUUUAAUAAUUCGAAACAUUUAUUUUUUCCAUACAAAUUGUUUUUAAACAUUUGUUGUAUCUUUUUACAAAAUGAGGCCUUAAAAUUAAGACCAAAAUUAGUUUAACCUUGUAAACUGCUAACUGGUUUGGCCAGUUUUUAAAUAUUUGGAAAUUUCUUACUAAACAUUUGGUUGAAUUUGAUUUGAAAUCAAAAAAUCUUUCUCAAAUGUAAACGUUUUAGUAUCAGUCUGUUCU